GUGGAGAUGUUGAAUUGGGUGUAUCUUUAUUAGUAGUUAUUUCAUCCAACAGUGGGUUGGUGGGUGUGUUUGUUUCACUUAUCAUGUAUAAGUGCGUAGUUGUCAACUAUAUCCCAGUCUGGGGAUG
Dentiscutata heterogama is the source of this 127-nucleotide messenger RNA. The record is from the annotation of a GenBank genome assembly. Lineage: Eukaryota; Fungi; Glomeromycota; Glomeromycetes; Diversisporales; Gigasporaceae.